Molecule: messenger RNA, 1022 nt
Organism: Agrilus planipennis (emerald ash borer)
Lineage: Eukaryota; Metazoa; Arthropoda; Insecta; Coleoptera; Buprestidae
Gene: RPA2
Product: replication protein A 32 kDa subunit
Exons: 9
Coding region: 131-934 (267 amino acids)
Biological process (GO): nucleotide-excision repair; DNA replication; double-strand break repair via homologous recombination
Cellular component (GO): site of double-strand break; DNA replication factor A complex; chromosome, telomeric region
Source: RefSeq, a predicted model, not a curated record
UGGCGGAUUUUUUUAUGUUGUUUUUUAAUGUCUUUCAUUCGGUUUGAUUAAAAAGCGAGUGGGUAUCAUAAGUAGUUCUAUGUAUUUUAUAAUAUAGGAUUUAUCGCUAAUAAUUGUUAACUGUUUUAAAAUGAUGCGUGGAGAUACUAGUAAUACUACUGCAGAUAAUUUUUUUGAUACUCCUAAUCACUUCGAUUCCCCUGCUCAAGGCAAAAAUGGGAAAUCAUUGGGAGCUCGUAGACUUCAAAAUACCGUUCCUGUAUGUAUACGACAGAUUUUGGAUCAGCCAGGCGAAGAGUUUAAACUUUUCGGAAUGUCUGCACAAAUUCUUUGUGUAGUAGGUAUAUUGAAAGAAUUUGAAGUGCAAGCCACUAAAGCAACCUAUGAAAUUGAAGAUCAUACAGGAAAUAUUUCUGCAAUUUGGUGGUUAGAAAAUGAUGCAAAUUCUACACCAAAUUUACCAGCAGUUAAAGAAGGGUGUUACGUAAAAGUUUUUGGCUCCUUAAAAAAUCGAGAUGGUAUGAAAAGCUUGAUGGUUCUUCGUAUGUUUCCUUUGGAUACCAUCAAUGAAAUAACAACUCAUCUCUUAGAAGUUAUAGGUGCACGUUUAGAAGCAGAAGUUGGUGGAAAAGCAAAUACCUUGGCAAGAAUAAAUGCCAAUAAUCCAGGUGCAGAAUUAGCAAAUUCAAUGGCUUUUAUAAAUGAUGUUGAUAUGCUUCCAAAGGCAGUUGGAUUGACAGCACUACAAACUAAAAUAUUUAAUAUUAUAAUACCAGUUACAGCAGCUCAGGGAAUUUCUCGUGAUGCAGUUCUAAUGAAAUUUCCUCCUAAUCAACACAGGGAUGUUAAUGAUGCUUUGGACUUUCUCGUAAAUGAGGGACAUGCUUACUCUACUGUUGAUAAUGAUCAUUUCAAAAUUACAGAUCCCAUGUAGGAAGAUAACUAAUUUUUGUUGUGUUAAAGAUAGACCGAAUUGAGAUUUAAGUUUUUACUGGUCUUUACAAAAUAUAUUAUUUAAUGAA